AUGGGUAGCGCCAAUGUUUUCCGUUGGCCCAAAGUUCAUCUCUUUUGUUUUCUCUUUGUUACAGUGAAAAUCGACAAGGAGAAGCAGCUGGUAGUUCUGGACGAAGAACACGAGGGCAUUUCUCCUGACGAACUGAAAGACGAGCUUCCCGAGAGACAACCUCGAUUUAUCGUCUAUAGCUACAAGUACCAGCACGACGAUGGGAGAGUCUCCUAUCCCCUCUGUUUCAUCUUCUCCAGCCCUGUCGGUUGCAAGCCUGAGCAGCAGAUGAUGUACGCCGGCAGCAAAAACAAGCUAGUCCAGACGGCUGAACUGACGAAGGUAUUCGAAAUAAGGAACACGGAAGACCUUACUGAAGAGUGGCUUAGGGAGAAACUGGGCUACUUCCAUUGAGACCCUGAUCCGGCCCUCCGCCCGGGCGUGAACUGGAACCCGAUGCGAAUCCUGACAACCAUCAAAAGACUGCACUGUACUUCUCGGUUGUUUCCCGCCGUGUGUGGUGCGUGCGUGUGUGUUUAUGUACAUAUAUAUUUUUGUGCGUGCAAAGUUUAUACGCUCCUUCGGGAGAGGAAACAUCUCUUCCUGUGUCACCAAACCUUGUUCCCCAGGGGGGUUUCUUUCUUUGUAACUGUUCGAAAGGGGAGAACUCAUUUCUGCAGGGAAAACAUUUCUUUUAUCUUUUUUUUUUUUUGGCACUCAUAUGACUAAUAUUUCUAUAAUAGCUGGACCCAGGAUUUUGUAACUGUCUACAGAGAUGGGGGCAGCGUUCCCGAAAGGAACAUCUCCUGGAAAGGCCCCACUAAAGCAAACAGAUCCUUGGGUGCGAAUCCUGCUCAUUUUGGUUGGAUUCGUUUCAGACGGUGCUCUGGGAAUGACAAGUGACCACAUCUCCAAGCUACAAAUGCAUCCCUCGUUUUUAUGGGGAGGAACGGAUACUACAUACUAAGGACUUAUAUGUGGGAAUGACGUUAACCAAUUGUUUAAUCUUCUAGGCUUGAAGGAUUGAAUUAUAAUGUUGCUGGAGAGCUGGGUUAUAUCCUUCCGGUUUGUUCCACUAACAACCGUGAGUUCCUUCAACAGAGGGAGCGUCAGCAGAACAUUUCUUUCCGCUCGAGGAAGGCAUUGUCAGCCCCCCCGUCCUCCCACAACAUUUUAAUUCCUUUUUUUUUGUAGGACUUGACUACUUUGGAAUUCCAGCCAGGAUCUCUUGUUGAUCCGGCGUCGACAUCAUUCCAAUUUUUGGGUCGAUAACUUCGGACCCGCCUAUUUUUGUGCGCUUAGCGGGUAGCGUUUUUAGUCUGAUAGAAACUAACUCAAAGCAACAAAAUGAAAUUUUAAAACCUUAAGGGCUCGGUUAACAUCCUGGUCGCAGUCAUUCCAGAAGCCUUCCUCUGUGGGUUUUGUAAUGGCGGUUUUCUGUUUUUCUCCCCCUGUCUUUUAUAUAUACAAGCAGUUCCCGAGA
Messenger RNA from Heteronotia binoei (common prickly gecko), 1462 nucleotides. It is a transcript of the gene GMFB, whose product is annotated as glia maturation factor beta. Gene Ontology annotation, biological process: actin filament debranching; negative regulation of Arp2/3 complex-mediated actin nucleation. The coding region runs from base 1 to 393 and encodes 130 amino acids. Gene Ontology annotation, cellular component: actin cortical patch. The record is from RefSeq and is a predicted model, not a curated record. Lineage: Eukaryota; Metazoa; Chordata; Lepidosauria; Squamata; Gekkonidae. Gene Ontology annotation, molecular function: actin binding; Arp2/3 complex binding. The transcript has 5 exons.